AUGCCGAAAGACAGUGAGCAUAACGCACAUCGUACUCAUUACCAUCACUGCAAUGAACAUAUUGAGGGUUUGUCACCGCACCACCACCAUCAUCACCAUCAUCAUCAUUUGUUGGACGGUAACUGUGACAACGGUAGUCCCUUAACCUACGAUGAAGGUCAUCAGGCUCAUCAUCACAAUAUUGACCUGGUUACCGCAUUACGUAGCGAGUUGGCCGCCUUAUCUUACCAAAAGGAUCGCCUAAAAACUGAGUUAACCGAAACGAAGGCCACCUUAUGUAGCAAAGACAACGAAUGUGAGAAUUUACGAGCGCAAGCAGCUCGACAAUCUACUCUUAUAACGUCCCUACAAUCCCGUUUACAAAGUGCCGAAAAUCGUGAGGAAUCAGUUCAGCUGCGUUGCGAUACCACCGUGCAAACAAUACAGCGGGAAAAACGCUUAGCCGAUGAGAAAACUAAAGACUUGCAAAUAAAAGUUCAACAUCUUGAAACUAGUUUGGCUAACGAAGAGUCACAGAAAGAAUUGAUGCAGAAUCGAUUUAAUGAUUUCCUAAAACGUCUUGGCCUCUGCAUGGAUAUGGAAGUUUGUGAAAGCGUUCACUUUAGUACGGAAUGUGUGUUAACGCGGUUGGAAGAAUUAGUAGCAGAACUGCAACGCACUAAAGCUAAAAUUACUGCCACUUGUGAAACGCUGAAUAGUUGCGAGAACGAGCUUUUGAAUUUGAAAAGUUUUUCGAAUAUGGAGAAACAACGCCUAAUGGUUCAAUUGGAAGGUGCUAACAAUCAUGAGCAUGAAUUAGAGUCACGUUGCCGUCAAUACGAGCGGGAUUUACAAAUUCAAAGAGAUCGGCUUACUGAAGUUGAAAUUUCAGCCGAGAAAUUGAAGGAAGAGUUGAAAGGUUUUGAAUCGCGCUGUCAUCGCCUGCAGGGCAAUUGUGAACGUGUACAAAAUGAUCGCUUACAGUUUUUACGCACAUUGGCCCUUCAGAUUAACGUUCCCGAACCCUGUGAAACUCUCAUCAAGGAUAAACUUAGAGAAAUUAUGUCAGAAAACAAAAGCUUGCAAAUGGAACUUCAUGGAUUACGGGAGCAGCUCUCUUGCCAACAUGACAAGCUCAAAGAAACGCAACAAAGUACACAAUGUCGCUUGCGUAGUGAAGAGGCGCGAAAAUCUGAACUGGAAGAACGUCUCGAAAAGUGUCACGAAGAGAUUCACAUUUUGCGUAAAGAUCAUUUGGGUCUAUCGGAAUAUCUUUUGCGUUUGGCUAAAGCUUUGCAUUGGACUGAAUGCUCAUCACCCCCUGAAUUGGGCAUAGAUACCAAUAUAAUGGCUGAGAGUUUGUUAGAGAGAGCAGAACGUUUAGCGUCUUUGCAUCACGACUAUGAUCAUUUACACAGUCAUCAGCAUCAUCUACAUCGUUUAGCCGAUCGAUCAUGUUGCGAUCACAAUCAUCACGGUCAUACUCACCCACAUACUAAACUCAGAAGAGAGAAAUCUUGCCAUGAUUUGCCAAUUAAGGAUACACCAAGCACUUUAUAUAAUCUUCAAAGAAAGGUGCGUGUUUUGAAGGAACAAAUACAACGACGGGAUUUACAUUUAGAAUUGUUAAAACGCAAGUUGGCCAUUAUUGAAGACGGAGCCAGAGGUAAAUGUAUUUUGCAGGGUGAACGUGAUGAAGCGGUUUGUCGUACCAAAAAGGCCAAUAAAAUCAUUGAUAAACUCACAUGUCAACUGGCAGAUGUUCGGUCUCAAGUCGCAGAAGUCAAAGCACAAUUAGCCGAAGCGGUAGAAUAUAAGAUAACCGCUCUGGAGAGAGCUCGUAAAAUAGAUGAACUGACUACGCAGUUAUGUGACUUGGAAGAAGAGAAAACCCGUCUCUCAGCCCAAGUAAACACUUUGAAGGAUCGAUUGAAGGCAUCCAGUGACUCGGCACAGCACAGAAGAUGCCGUGACGAAGCUUUGAUAAAUUCGUUGCGCGACGACUUGACCCACGUGCAAGCGCAAAUAUCCGAUACCAAUCAUCGCCUGUCUCAAUUGCAAUCGUUCCGCACUUCCGUAGCCCGGACUUUACAUCUCCGCGAUUUACCUGAAACUGAUUUAUUGCAUCGUUUGCAAGCUUUAUGUGCCGCUCAUCAGGAAUUCACUAUGCUUUCUAAACGCUACGAGACAGCCUCUCCCUUAGGUGAGCAUGCUUGUACACGCUUUGAUGAUCGCCUGCCGAACAAUACUCACUAUCAUCCACCACAUUGUACACCAACGCCAAAUUCAACAACUCUACACGGUCAUCGGGGCUAUCACUGA
Molecule: messenger RNA, 2301 nt
Organism: Glossina fuscipes
Lineage: Eukaryota; Metazoa; Arthropoda; Insecta; Diptera; Glossinidae
Product: coiled-coil domain-containing protein 170
Exons: 7
Coding region: 1-2301 (766 amino acids)
Source: RefSeq, a predicted model, not a curated record